GAUUCUGAAUAUACUCGACUUCGAGAAAUGGCCCACCAAGAGGCUGAAAAAAGAAACGACUGCUAUGCAAGAAGCAAAGUAGCUUAUCAAAACGGCGACGGUGGUCUAGCUAAACAGCUGUCUAACCAAGGCCAUCAACAUGACAAUACUAUGAAUCGCUACAACAAUCAAGCUGCUGAUUAUAUCUAUAAAUUAAAAAAUCAAGGGCGAUCUCCAACCGAGAUUGAUCUUCAUGGGUUGUUUGUAAAAGAAGCGUCGGCGCGAGUAGAAGAAGCCAUUAAGCGGUGUGAGCGUGAGAACUAUGAUCAUUUGAUUAUUAUUGUUGGAAAAGGGCUUCACAGCACAGGCAAUAUUGCAAAACUGAAGCCUGCAAUUUUGGACCUUGUAAAGCGCUAUAAUGUUCAUGUUGAACCUAAUAAGCCAAACCCAGGAUGUCUUUUUGUUGAGUUUGGCAAGGGU
Messenger RNA from Phycomyces blakesleeanus NRRL 1555(-), 459 nucleotides. RefSeq lists its product as hypothetical. The transcript is spliced from 4 exons. Lineage: Eukaryota; Fungi; Mucoromycota; Mucoromycetes; Mucorales; Phycomycetaceae. The annotation marks the transcript as partial. The record is from RefSeq and is a predicted model, not a curated record.